This is a messenger RNA of Hirundo rustica (Barn swallow), 1428 nucleotides long. RefSeq names its product heterochromatin-associated protein MENT-like. The coding region runs from base 6 to 1229 and encodes 407 amino acids. Gene Ontology annotation, biological process: negative regulation of endopeptidase activity. The transcript is spliced from 7 exons. Lineage: Eukaryota; Metazoa; Chordata; Aves; Passeriformes; Hirundinidae. The record is from RefSeq and is a predicted model, not a curated record. Gene Ontology annotation, molecular function: serine-type endopeptidase inhibitor activity.
UACUAAUGGAAUCUCUCUCAGUGUCAACCAACAGCUUCACUCUGGACCUUUACAAAAAGCUGAAUGAAACUUCCAAAGGCCAAAAUAUUUUCUUUUCUCCUUGGAGUAUUGCAACUGCUCUUGCCAUGGUCCACCUCGGUGCAAAAGGUGACACCGCAACCCAGAUGGCUGAGGUUCUUCAUUUUAACCAGAGUGCAAGAGAAGAAGGUUCAUCUGAGACAAGAAAGCCUUCUCCAGCGAGACCAAAGAAAAGAAAGAUGGAUCCUGAGCAUGAGGGAGCAGAAAACAUCCAUUCUGGCUUCAAAAAGCUCCUGUCUGACAUCAAUAAACGCAGAAGCACUUACUUGCUGAAGAGUGCAAACCGAUUGUAUGAGGAAAAGACCUACCCAUUAUUGCCUAAGUUCUUACAACUCACUACAAGCUAUUACAAUGCAAAGCCACAAGCUGUAAACUUUAAGAGAGCUGCAGAACAAGUCAGAGCACAGAUCAAUUCAUGGGUAGAAAAUAAAACUGAGGGGAAAAUACAGAGUCUGCUGCCUGCGGGAUCUCUCCAUUCUCGCACUGUGUUGGUCUUAGUAAAUGCCAUUUACUUCAAAGGAAAGUGGGAAAAGAAAUUUCUGGAGCAAAAUACUUCUGAGAUGCCCUUCAGAAUAAGCAAGACCAAGACUAAACCAGUACAGAUGAUGUUUUUGAAAGAUAAAUUUUUCACACUCCAUGAAACCACCAUGAAAAUCAGAAUAAUUGAGCUGCCAUAUGUGGAAAAUGAACUCAGCAUGUUCAUUCUUCUACCUGAUGACAUCAGUGAUAACACUACUGGCCUGGAGCUGGUGGAAAGAGAGAUGACGUAUGAGAAAUUGGCUGAAUGGACCAAAUCAACCAAUAUGAUGAAAGCUGAAGUGGAUCUGUACCUGCCCAAGUUGAAGGUGGAAGAGAAUUAUGAUCUUCAAUCCCCUCUGAGGAGCAUGGGGAUACGAAAUGCUUUUGAUCCAGCUCAGGCUGACUUCACAGGGAUGUCAGUGAAGAAGGAUCUUUUCAUCUCACAAGUUAUUCACAAAGCUUUUGUGGAGGUCAAUGAAGAAGGUACUGAGGCAGCAGCUGCCACAGGUGUCUUGACGAUGAGAUCAAGAGUCCCAACAAUGACUUUCAAAGCUGACCACCCUUUUCUUUUCUUCAUCAGACACAACAAAUCACAAACCAUCCUCUUCUUCGGCAGGCUUUGCUCACCCUAGUCAGUGAGUCCUUGCCCUGCAGAGCAGGAGACGCUUGCUAGCACACAGGCAAACCCCCAAACCUGAAGCUCUCUGCCACCAGGGGGAGCAGAACUUGAACCCCUUCUUCAUCAGACCACACACCCUGGUGCCUGAGGCACAGCUCCUCCAGCGUCUCCUUCCUGAGCGGAAGGGACAGCCACGGCAGUGCCACGGGGAG